Molecule: messenger RNA, 4848 nt
Organism: Elaeis guineensis (African oil palm)
Lineage: Eukaryota; Viridiplantae; Streptophyta; Magnoliopsida; Arecales; Arecaceae
Source: RefSeq, a predicted model, not a curated record
CUAACAAAACUGCAAAAAUGCAUAAAUAUUUUUAGGACAGUCAUGCUUACCUUGUCUUUGCUUAAGUAAAAUCUUCUUCUGAAUCCUCAAAGUUAUUCUUUCUCAACUGCAUAGGUCCACAUAAGAAUGUGAUGCAUGUAUGGUCCUAGAAUGCUAAGCUGGUGACAUAUGUAGCUGCACAAUGCUAAGUGGGCUGCAUAUGCAGCCACAUAGUGCCAAUAGACCACCUUUUCAACCUCAUAUGUGGUAUGAUCACUUACAGUGACUGCAUACAGGCAAUAUGCUAGGGUCCACAUCCUCAUAUGUAGCUGCAUAUGCAGCCUCAUGCUUCACAUUUUAAAACACCUUAUAUCUGCUUUCACACAUUUUCCUUACAAAUAUUGCCAAUUCAUUCUUUUAUAUUUAUCUUGAUAAAGCUUAUUUGCUGAUGCAUAAGCAAUAGUUAUCUAAUGAAAAACUAAUGUGAACCCUAGGAUUUGGAUUUAUGGACUUGAGAACAAGGAAACUGGGUGGACUGGAGCUUCCAUGGUUAGGAUGAAGGAUGACGUAGUUUAGUUUGCCAUGUUAGGUUGAAUCUGGUGGUCUCCAAUCAACAAUUUAGUUGCCAAUUGAAUUGUUUGGAAGAAUAUGGAAGAGGAAAAGUGCAACAUGAAGAGUAGUCCUAUGAUAGCCUGAUGAACAUGCGGAUAUCCUUGACAUGUGACUGUGCAGAGCUAUUAAAGCAUUUUGUUGUAUAACUUAUAAGAAAGAAUGGCAUAUGAAUAUUGGUGAACAAAGAUAUGAUGGAAAAUAAUGAUGUGGAAACAAUUUUGGGAGCAUAUGACUGGACUAAUAUUCUUUCUUAUGAAUAUUGGUGAACAAAGAUAUGAUGGAUUUCCUGUAGCAUAUUUGUAAAUAAUGAUGUUCAAGAGGAAAAAAUCACUUUUGGGAGGCAAUGAAUGGACUAACAGGGAUAUCUUUUGUAGCAUAUUUCGAAGUAGUGACAUUAGUGUUAAUGCAGGGAGUAAUAUAUGAUAUAAGAUGUCAAAUGGUGAAUGUUGGGAUGUGUUUCCAUGAUAGAAGGAAAUUGCAGUGUUUAAUGUUCAACAGUACUUAAUUUCAACUUGCAAGCUUAUGGAGUAGUGGUUUCGUAGACCUGGGUUGGAAGGUGUGUUCACAAGGCUACCCUGGUGCAUAUUGAAUUUUUUUAAUCAUUUUCAGGAUUUCUUCACUCAACUACUUUUAAGGUACUACCUCAGCUGGCCGUGAAUCUGAAGCGCUGAUUGAUUUGGAGACAGCAUGGUAUGCAAAGAGAUGCCAUGGUGGAAACAAAAGAAGGGAGACCUGCUCAAGAAGGAGAACCUGCUCAAGUAUAAGCUGAUCUCAUGGGGAAUGCAUAGAAAUAAAAGGAACCACAUGAGCUUGACCACUAAUUCUUAUGAGCAUGUCAUGAAGGCUGCAUGAUUGAAUGUUCCAGAUCCUCAUUUGUUUCUUCAACCAACAUGACACUUGAAGAUUUUUUUUACUCUUACUGAGAUGAAGGAUGGGCUUUCAAACGUUGCUAGGGUUGAAGAGCUAAUUUCUAUGCUUCAAAAGUUAAAAGAUCAUAUUACAAGUAAUGCUGGCGAUGCAGCAAGACAAUGGUCAACUGUUGCAGGCACCUUAAUGGCCACAGGAAACAAGGAAUGUCUUGAUCACUUUGUUCAGCUAAAUGGGCUUUGUUUUCUAAAUAAGUGGCUUCAGGAAACUCAAAGGUGCAGUAAUGAUGCCAGUGACAGUGCUAUUGAAGAAUUGAUAAUGAAACUGUUAGCAUUGCUUGAUAAGCUUCCAAUUAACAGUGAAAAAUCAAAUGAUUCUGGAGUUAGGAUUACCGUCGAACAGCUUCUUGGUCACAAUAACCUUAAAAUCAAGGAAAGGGCAAAAAUACUGUAUGAUAAGUGGAAAAAUGCAGAAACUACUGAGGGAAGUUGCAGUAACCAUGAGAAAGGUGAAAAAUGUCAAAUUGAACAACCCAAACCUUCAGAUAAUGCAGAGACUUUUGAACAGGGGAUAUCCUCCAUAUGUCUUGCCCUUGAUAUUUCUGCAUGCAAAAAUGGAGCUGAUGAAGGGAGCUGUAAAGUAGAGUCAGUGGGGAAUGAAUCCCAUCACUCAAAUGUUACCAGAUGUUCAGGCAUUUUACAGAAACCUGAUUUCAUUAGCAGUGAGAAAACUUGUAUUCCAAAUCAAACUCUGCCUGCAACCUCUUCAGCUUCUGCUGAUGCGAAUGCAGCCUUGGGAGAUGUGAAUUCAUCAGGUUCAUCACUUAUUUCGAACUCUUGUCAGGAAAACUUAUCUGCUACGGAAGAAUCUUCUGUUUGCCCUGCAGCAGGAUUGGCCUCCUCUGGCACAUGCAGUUCACUAUUUGUUAAGGAAGGAGAUGAUCAGCGCAAUGUAUCUGUGUACAGGGAUGCUUCUGCUUCUGAAGGUGUUAAAGAGAUGGAGGUGACUAUAAUAGAAAGUAACCUAGCUGAAUCUACUCAGAAAGAGAUAUGCAAUGUUCCACCAUCUUCCGGUUUAUCUGCUUCUGCAUCUCAAGUGAUUGAUGCAACAGCACCCACUCUAUCGUGCAAUUUAGAUUCUAAUGAGAAUGAAGCUCAUCCAUCAGAGAUUUUGGAGCCUGCACCAAACACUGUAGGUGCUGACUGCAGGAUGCCAAAGUGUUUGGGCGACCCGGUUGCACAUGUCACAAAAGUUUUUCAAGAUCUAUCUGGUAAAUCAUGCAUAAUUGGAAAGCUAGAUGAUUCUAAGAAUUCUCAACAGAGGGAGGAAGAUGUUGAAAGUGACAGUGGCAUUAAAGAUCUUGGCAGUGAGGUUGAUUUGAAGGCAAGCAAAGGUAUGAUGAUUCCCUGUGAUUCUUCAGAAGUAAAGGAGACCAAAUCAACCCAUAUGACCAACCAAAAGUCAGAUUUGGGUCUUGAAUAUGAGGAGAUUGAUGCAUUGGAAGUUGCAAGGCGAGUUGCUAUAGAAGUGGAAAGGGAGGUUGCUGACUAUAGAGAACCUUUUAGCAGCUCUCCUGAGGUCAAUUCUGGAGAGACGAUGGGUGCCCAUAGUCCUGAUAUUGAAGAAGGAAGGCAGGAUGAAUCAGUGAUUGGCAAACUAAAUGGAAAUAAAUCACCACCUCAUGAAAAAGAUCAUUCUGGUAAUGCUUCUUCUCCUAAGGAAGAUGGUUCAGGAAUUACAGAGAAUACUAGCACUGAACCUGAGAAGCCUGAGCAAGAUUUGCAAUCAAGUAAGUUGAGUUUCUCUGUCCAAGAACCAGAUGGUAAGCCUGAUGGGGAUAGAUGCAUCUUUGAUCUGAAUGCAAAUAUUUCUGCCGAGGAAUCUGAUUGCUUAACGAAGCCGAUCCCUGGGGUGCCAGUCAAUGUGUCUGCACCUGUAGCUGUUGUUGCUGCUCCUAAAGGAGCUCCAGGAUUGCCAGUUACCCCUCUCCAAUUUGGAGGUGAGCUGGGCUGGAAGGGUUCUGCUGCCACUAGUGCUUUUCGACCAGCAUCCCCUCGGAGAACUCCAGAUGGUGAAAAGACACAUUCAAGCCCUAAACAGAAACCAAACUUCCUUGGGAUUGAUCUUAAUGUGGCUGAAAGUGAGGAUGAUGUAGUUAUUGGUGUGAAAAAGUUACCUGCUUCCUCUGGCUUGCCUUCUGGGGAUUCUUCUAUAGAAGUCAGUUCAAGAAGAGCAGAGAGGCCGAUCUUGGAUCUUAACCGCCUUGGGGACGAGGAUGCAUCGACCAAUUUAUCCUCUUAUUGGAAGAUCCCUCCCCAGACGGGAGAUCAGAGCUUGUCUUCUGCAUCCUCAUCAUCUUCAAGACAGCCCUCCAUGAGAGACUUUGACUUGAAUGAUAACCCAUCUUUCCGUGAUGGUGGUGGUUUGCCUAACUUCGAUAAACCAUCUUCUGAGGCUCCUGGCACAUAUGGAGGAUCAAAACCAGAUGAACAUGUUGUUACGAUCAUGGGUACAAAAGUGGCUGUUGAAAAGAUGGAUCAUGCCAACCAAGUUCAGCAUGCCUUUCUAGGGGCUGGACUGAAUAUAGAGUCUGGAGUGGCUACUAGACCGGUGCUGCCUUAUGGUCACAUGCCUCCUCCUGCUUAUGGGUAUAAUGGACUUGGGACAGGACCUACCAUGCCUUUUCCAGCAGCAUACUAUGCACAUGAGGGCAUUCCUUACAUGGUGGAUUCUAGGGGAGUUCCUCCAGCACACGUUCUGGGCUUAGCAGGACUGAAUGGUGCACCAUCAGCAAGGCUGCCUUUUGUCGCAAGUGUAACUAAUGCUUCUGUUAGUUCAAAUGCGUAUGGGGCUUUCCGACCUAGUUUGGAUUUGAAUUCUGGGAUGGCGUCAAUGGAGGGUGGGAGCAGGGUAGUUGGGAGCUUCAAGCAGUUCUUUUGGCAAGGGCAAAAUGGUUUGGUGGAAGAACAAACAAGGACCAUGACACAGCCUUCUAGUUCAGGGACAACAUUGAAACGGAAGGAGCCAGACUCUGGGUGGGAGCCAUCUCAUGCAUAUGGUUAGAGACAGGUGACAUCAUGGCAAUAGCUGUUUUCUUUUCCUCUUAAAUUUCAUCUUCUGAGGCAGCUUGGUCAUAGGUGUCGUCUUCACUGUUCCUUGAAGGUGGCGGGCCAAUUCAACCAUAUGACAAUGAUAGAUAAAAAGGAAUAAUUCUGGUUAUAGAUAUUUGAUGGAAAUUGAUUUCUGAAAAAAAAUGUAGGUUUAAUUAUUUAAAUGCCUGUUCUUUGUUGUUGAUUGAUUAUAGAGGCAAUUUCAGCUGCUGGAAGCUGGAUUCAUGUAUAUCUCAUAAAUAUUUUAACAUAGCGAAGGGAGUAGAUGUCCUUUUUGGAA